AAGUACCUACAAAGGAGGGGAAUAUCGAAACUUAAAACUAUAUUGAGACGGCCGAUAUGUAUAAUUACUUGUAAAUAACUGACACAGGGGAAUAUCGAAACUUAAAACUACAAAGGAGCAAGGAAUCGACGGGAGGGAGGCAUGGCCGACCAAAACUCGAUAGACAACAACAUCAGCAACAACAAAAGCGUGAAGGAUAUACCAUUAACACGGGCAGAAUAUUUGAAGUCGAAAUUUGCCGUAACUCCCGAAAGCUUGGCAAACUACUUUCUUAAAGAAAGUAUUAGACGAUGCGAAGAAAGAGAAAAAAGACGACAAGAGGGCUCCUAUGAUAGUGAUGAGGAGUGCGACGAGGAGGAAUACAAACCAUUUUUUAGGAACAAGGUUGAUUGUUUGGUUAAGCCCCCUUGCGGCCAUGAUGCCUGGGUUCGUUAUCAGAAUAAGUUAGCUCUCAAAGAAGCUGCUGCUGCUGCUGCUGCUGCCUGUCAUGAUGACGACGUUGAUGCACCAGGCGGGCCUAAAAAGAAACUCAAGGGUGUUAAUGAACAAAAGGCGCUGGAAGGCACGUGGUCAAGAGACGACAAUGUCCACUCAGAAAGUGGCCGCUUUCGAGAUGGAUCCUUAACAACUUGAACUUUGUUCCCGGGUGGAACUUUGUAAUCUAUUACUGCUUUACAGUUUAUUUGCUGUUUUACAUUAUUUCGUCGUGAUUACGACUUGAUUUCCUAGCUAUAUUAUUAUGUAAAAUAUAAUAUAAUAUUCUAGUGCAUGAUAUUUGAACUUGAACUUCUGUUGAAGUCUACAGUUUCAUGUAUUAAGAAGAUUGGCAUUUUACA
Erigeron canadensis is the source of this 836-nucleotide messenger RNA. RefSeq lists its product as uncharacterized. The record is from RefSeq and is a predicted model, not a curated record. Lineage: Eukaryota; Viridiplantae; Streptophyta; Magnoliopsida; Asterales; Asteraceae. The coding region runs from base 142 to 633 and encodes 163 amino acids. The transcript has 3 exons.